CUGGCCGCUCACCCUGUCUCUUGCUCCGCAACUUCUGGCUGAUGCAUUUGUUCAUGAUGGCUCAAAUUACCGAUUCAUGUCAACAAAUAGAGGUCUUUGUAUGUCUCCUAGCAUGGGUAUCCGAUCUAUGCGGGACUUCCUUUACGCGAUGACAAGGCUCUAUCCAUGACAAUACAUAAGAAACCUCGUACGAAGAUGCUGAUCUGAAUUGCGCAACAUCUACCUAUGACUGGCAGCAUACCUUUCGGAACUUUGUUAUGGGUAGCUGCGAGACCUCUUCUCAGACUUUUCAUAUGCGUAGCGUGUGGAUAUGGCAUUACAAAGGCUGAUUGUUUUUCUGCAAAUGCGGCUCGUGGCGCUGGGCAAGUGGUUUUGAACAUUACUUUGCCUAGCAUGAUUUUCUCGAGGGCUGCAUCCGUUUUGAACGCGGAGAAUGAUAAAGCUUUGGGACCGUUGUUCGUGAUCGCGAUCAUCUACAUGGCGAUGGGCUUCGCGUUAUCUCUGUCUAUCAAGAAAUUUUUCUGGGUUCCACACCGGUUUCGGUACGGUGUAAUUGUCGCAGGAGGUUGGGCGGGUAUCGGUGACAUAACGAAUUCGGUCAUAACGGACAUGAUGGCCUCCUUCCCCUUCGACGGAGAACACGACCAGGACCUCGCAGUAGCAUACAGUAGCGCGUUUUUUCUCAUCUUCUACAUAUCAUUAUUUACGUUCGGGCGCAAGCUGAUCGAGAUGGAUUUUACUGGGCCUGACAUAGAUGACAGGGAAGUACAGCAGCUACGUUGGGCCAAACGUUGCGAGCUGCUGGCGGGUUUUUUACGUCAUGUAAAAUGCCUUCUCGGCGUACCCUCUUCCGAAAACGACGCGGAAGCGGGGGGAAAAUAUGACCUAGAGGCACGCAAGGUAGAUGUCUACAGUGAUCUAAUGACCGACAAAAGUCUCCCGCCGCAAAUAUUAUCGCUGGAAGAUUCGCAGGCCGUUUCCGCUCUAGCGUCGUCACCCACUGUGCAGCACGACAUGCUGUCGGGCCGACCCAAUUUGGCCAUAUGCGAUGAACUACAUAUCAUACCACCAUCCACAGAGAACUCCUCGGCAAACCAACCCCGCCCUGUCAUGCAAUACACGUCCAGGUUCCUUAACUAUCUUUUAUCCCCUGUCUUUUCGUCCAUGGUCGUCUCCCUCAUCGUGUCUAGAAUAUCGGUUCUGAAAGCCCUAUUCAUCCCUAAUGUAUCAGGAACAAACAUUCCGCCAGCUCCUGAUGGGCAACCACCACUGGCAUUCAUCAUGGAUGCAGCAACAUUAUUGGGAGAUGCCAAUUCUCCUCUUGGAAUGAUUAUUCUUGGAUCUGCACUUGCGAGGAUGAGUAUUCCUCGCAGACGCUGGACUUCACUACCUUUUGGUGCCAUUACAGCUCUUGCUGUCGGCAAGCAGCUUAUCAUGCCAGCCUUCGGAAUUCUUAUCUGCGACGGCUUUACUCGGACAGGGUUCAUUGACCCUGAAGAUAAAGUGUUCAGAUUUGUAUGCAUUUUCGUAUCAUGUCUACCCAUAUCAUCAACGCAGUUUCUCCUGAUGCAAGCAUGCUCGGACAGUGACACAAGUACAACAGAGCACCUCGUUGCAUUCCUACUGGCACAGUAUAUUCUUAUGUUUUGGGUGACGACCAUGUUGAUGGCCUUUACAAUCAACCUUCUCUUUGGCUAGACGGCUACUUUUAUGCCUGGUGCACACGAGUACUGUACAGGAGGUACUUAACCCCUUAGAUGAUAAAUAUCUUACUGCACUGUUGAGGCUGAAAAUUUAUAUUAAUGUAUUUGGACAUAUACGACGGCAUGAUACAUCUAGAUUUCAUGUGCCGUUGGUAAUUAUGGUGGCCUCGAGGGAUGAGCGCUGGCGUGUCAUGCAAUGCCAAUUUGUAGUUCUUCAGGAG
Molecule: messenger RNA, 1924 nt
Organism: Suillus paluster
Lineage: Eukaryota; Fungi; Basidiomycota; Agaricomycetes; Boletales; Suillaceae
Product: auxin efflux carrier
Exons: 8
Coding region: 226-1698 (490 amino acids)
Biological process (GO): transmembrane transport
Cellular component (GO): membrane
Source: RefSeq, a predicted model, not a curated record